Molecule: messenger RNA, 3167 nt
Organism: Carassius carassius (crucian carp)
Lineage: Eukaryota; Metazoa; Chordata; Actinopteri; Cypriniformes; Cyprinidae
Product: amphoterin-induced protein 1-like
Exons: 3
Coding region: 380-1858 (492 amino acids)
Biological process (GO): brain development
Molecular function (GO): protein binding
Source: RefSeq, a predicted model, not a curated record
UUGUGUGUGUGUGUGUGUGUGUGUACAGGUCUGCUCAUGCGCCCAUGAAGAGACGCUGCUUGCUGCUGCUGCUGCUGAUCUGAGGUGUGCGCGCUGCGGCUGGCUUAUUUACAUACGUUCAGUCACACUGCAUCAUAGAAAAGCUCUGGCGCUGUUAAGGAAAUGGAUUUUCUAAAGGGAUUAAUGUGUCUAUAUGGCGAUACAUCUCAAGGUACCGCCAUGUGGACCACGCUCUCCUAUCUGAAUGAACAGCGCUAAAUUUAUGUCAUCAGUCCCACAAGCUGUUCCUCCAAACAGUGUGGAAAGGAUUUACACAGCCACAUUACUGAAGAGGAUUUUAUGACUUGCACUACAUCUACAUUUUAACUGCGUGUCAGAAAUGCACCUUUCCAUAAAGUGGUGCAUUAGGUGGGCUGUCUGCUUGUCCUUUAUUUUUGCACUGAUCCCCAGGUCCAGAGGAUCGUUGCUGAAUUGUCACAAAAUGUGCAUAUGCGCCAGCAACAUCGUCAGCUGCUCCAAGAUGAACUUGACAAUGGUUCCAUCCGACUUGCCCAACUACACAGCUGUGCUUGACAUUAGUUUUAACGAGAUAACUGGACUUCGCGCACAAUGGACCAAGCACAAACUUCCCAACCUCCACAACCUCUUGCUCAGCCACAACGGUUUGUCGUUCAUCUCUUCUGAGGCAUUUGUUUUCGUAAAGCAAUUGCGCUACAUGGAUCUGUCAACGAAUAAUCUGCGACAGCUGGACGAGUUUAUUUUCGAGCCACUGGUAGAUUUAGAGGUUCUUCUGCUCUACAACAACCACAUCUCGCAGAUCGACCGCACAGCCUUUUCAGGCCUCAACAGCCUGCAGAAGCUCUACCUGAGCCAGAACCUGGUGUCCCGCUUCCCCCUGGAGCUCCUCAAGGACAAGAACCGACUGAAUAAGCUGAGCCUGUUGGACUUGUCUUCCAAUCGGAUCAAAGUUCUCCCCAUUCAAGACCUCCAGGCACUGCCGGCCUGGAUCAAGAAUGGGUUGUACCUCCACAACAACACCCUUAUCUGUGACUGCCAGCUGUACAGUUUGAUGACUCAUUGGUAUAUCCGACGGCUCAAUUCAGCUGUGGACUUCAAGGACGACCACACCUGCGUGCAUCCCGGCCCGGAUAAACGGGUGCUGCGUUUGUACGAUCUCAACACUCAUAUGAACUGCAGCACGUUUAAAGAAACUGACCAAGAAGCUUAUUUGGAGCAAACGCUCAUCCUCAGCUGUGAUACCAGACAUCGGAACAUGACCAAGACUUGGGUGCUACCUGGAAACAUUGUGGUGUCUCCUUACGAUAACCAGAGCAUUGUGCCUCUGAAAGAUGGCAACCUUGAGAUAAAAUCGAUACGACCUGAGGACUCAGGUGUGUACACUUGCUUUGCCGUGAGUGAAUACCUCAACGAAACUCUCUAUGUGGUGGUCAAAGUCCACAAUUGCACCCUCAGUGGCAACAGCGAGACCCUCAACACCGCUUACACCACUUUGGUGGGCUGCUUGGCCAGCGUGGUCUUGGUUCUUAUCUAUCUGUACCUGACGCCCUGUCGUUGCUUCUGCUGUCCUGACCAGGGCAAAAAGAACCAUCAUGAAGACAGCAUCCACUCCUCCAUGCUCAGCGCCACCCCAACGCACGAGGAUAUGGCAACCAAAGCAGAUCUCAACAGGCACGUGGCCUUCAUAGACCCUAAGGACCUACAGGGACAGAACGGAAAGGUGAAUCCUAAUGGAGAGGAAGAAGUGGAUGAGGAGGCCAUGAACGGAAAAGGAAAACGGAAGAAAUCGGUGGCAGACUCGAUUAGUUCAGUCUUUUCUGAUACUCCCAUUGUAGCCUGAGAGAAGAUGUGAAUUUUUGGCUAGAGACAGUUCUUUGUUGUGGCUUUAUCGGAUAAAGAGACUAAAAUACACAGUUUGCCAUCCUCAGUCUUCGCCUGUUUCUGCAAAACCUUUCCAGCAUUUUAAUCUGUAGCAAUUAAGUAUAUACUGUGAAAAGGUCUUGCCAUAUUAAUGGAAUCUAAACUUGGAGUGUUCCUGUGAGUUUAAGCCCACUAAGUAUGACUAGAGGUAGUCUGGGUGAACAACAAAUGCAUUUUGCGAUUUCUCAGUGAUCAAGUUAGGAAGCUAGGUUGACAGAGAUUAGAACAUUAAUGCAUCCUCUAUAUAAUCACAUCAUAAGCAUGAGCUUUGCAGACUGCUAAUGUUAAGAAUAUAGCACUGAAUGAAGCCCUUGUAGCUAAUCAUAUUUACCACAUUUUAUGCUAAUUGACCAACCUUACCACUUUAUGUGAAGCCAUAUGCAGUUGGUCACUGCAGAGGAAAGCAAUGCACAAUAGCAUUUGAGAGUAGUCGCAGGAAAAUGAUGGACAAGUAUCUGUUUUUUAUGGAACAUUAGAAGCUGCUUUGAAUGAAAGUCAAACAGUAAACUGAGCAUUAAAUGGUCACUUACAUGAAACUUCCUCAACCUAUACAGUAUAUGGCAAUGGAAAAAAAUAAUAUCCUUGUAAAACUCAAAUGGUUGUUUGAAUCUAGACUCUUUAAGUCCAAUUUCAUUUAAAAUGUAAAUUUUAUGCAUUUAGCAGAAACUUUUAUCCAGAGCGACUUACAGUGCAUUCAGGCUAUCAAUUUUUAGCUAUCAUUUGUUCCUGGGGAAUCGAACCCCCAACCUUGCGCUUGAUAGUGCAAUGCGCUACCAAUUGAGCUACAGGAACACUAUUUUCAUAAGUUUAAAAAUUGGAUACCAAUAUAAAACAAAACUCUAAGAACUUACACAGUUCCAUUUAUAUGAAACUAUAUUUAAAUACAGCAGCUUUUCAAUGUAUAAAGCAUGCAUUUUCAGCCUCUUGAGCUCAUCUGCCAAUGACAACCAGGGACUGACAUAUAACCAAAAUGCUAAUACAAUCUUUUAAUAGAAUGACACGUCCCAUCUGCCUGCACUCUCAUCUCUAAAGCAAUGAUGAUUUGAGCUUGGAUUCAACAGCUAAAACAGUUUCGGAUACUCAGACCUCUUCUCACCCUGCGUUCAUUUGCACUUGUGGUGGUUGGAGUCAGUGCUGACUCAUUCGUUGUCAGUAUGGAUGUCAUUUUUUUAAGCCCUUGAAGCAUGGAGGUAACCUUCAUCAGAUAAAAAGUCAAAGGCUGAGGGAUU